Molecule: messenger RNA, 1524 nt
Organism: Talaromyces atroroseus
Lineage: Eukaryota; Fungi; Ascomycota; Eurotiomycetes; Eurotiales; Trichocomaceae
Exons: 6
Coding region: 1-1524 (507 amino acids)
Molecular function (GO): RNA binding
Source: RefSeq, a predicted model, not a curated record
AUGGCGCCAAAACAAAAAGCCCAGAAGAUGUCCAUCGGGACCUUCUUGGCCGACGAGAGUCUCGGCUCCUGGGCCGAUGAAAUGGAGGAUAUGCCCUUGCCUGCUGCCCCAGAACUACGCUCAACCUAUGGAGGUGAACGUCGUGCCGUUAGCUCGACCGCAGGAUUUGGUAGCGGCUUCAAUGACCGCGAGCGUCCGGCAUUCUCGUCUCGACCCGAACUCCCCUUACCCACCGAGCCCCCGUAUACCGCUCACAUCGGCAACCUUUCCUUCGAUGCCACCUCCACCGAUGUUUCCCAGCUGUUUGCUGACUGUGAAGUGACCAAUGUCCGCAUCGUUGAAGACAAGCUUAACCGCAGCCCCAAAGGCUUUGGCUAUGUCGAAUUUGCUAGCGUCGAAGGAUUGAAGAAAGCACUCACUUUCUCUGGCACAACUCUUCAAGGGCGUGCCAUUCGUGUCAGCAUUGCAGAACCGCCUAAGGAUUCUCAGUCUUCUCGGGAUUUCAGCGACUGGUCCCGGAAAGGCCCUCUCCCAGACUUGCCCCGCCGUGGUGGAAACGAUCGCCCUGGCUUCAACCGAGAGUUCUCAGACAACAUUUCUGAAACUGGUAGCCUCCGUGGCGAACGACGUCGAUUCGAGGGCGACGGAAAGCCCCGUGACUUUGGUAACUGGGAGCGGAAAGGUCCACUGUCGCCUGUCGCUCCUGUUGCCGGACGUGAAGGUGGCCGCUCACGAACCAACGAGGGCUCUAGCUUCCGCAAAAACUCCCCGGCUUGGGGAGAAGGCCGGUCGCAGGACGGCUCGCGCCCUCCGCGCCGUGAAUUCCAAGAGCGACCGGAACGACCAGAGCGUACGCCCACUGCAGCUGAGCUGGAUAACCAGUGGAGGGCCAGGAUGCGCCCGGAUGCCCCAGCUGCCCCGAAGGAGCCCAGCAACCCGCCUUCUCCCGUUGCUGCUCCCGCUGCACCGGCUGUACGACCAAAGUUGAAUUUGCAGAAGAGGACUGUGUCCGAGAACGUCCAGAGCCCGCCUCCUAGUGCCGAUGCAGGUGACCCUAAAGCCAAUCCUUUCGGUGCUGCUCGACCUAUCGAUACCGCUGCCAGAGAACGAGAGGUAGCAGACAAACGCGAUCGUGCUCGCAAGGAGGCUGAAGAGAAGUCCAAGGCAGAGAAGGCAGAGAAACAACGCCAAGCCAAGGAGAAGGCUAAGGCCGAGAAAAGUGCAGCCGGUGAUUCUAACGGGACGAAGGAAUCGGACCCGGAUGCGCCGAAGAAAUCGAACUUCGAGGUUCUCCGUCGGGCCGGAGAUGACGAGAGUGGUAUGACAGCGGAUCAGGAAAUAGAGGGAGCCAAAGCAGAGCCAGUCGCAACCAAGGAGCAAGCAAAGGAGGCUCCUGAAAGUAGGACGAACGGCAGUUGGAGAAAGGCUGAACCUGCCGCUACCCCGGCCGCUGAAGCCGACGAAGAAGGCUGGAGCACCGUUUCUACCAACAAGCGCAACAAGGGACGUGGCCGUGGUUACUAA